UUAAUCCACCUAUAAAAGGUCGGUAAAAUCAGUUAGCAGGUUCAUUCUCUCUGUUGGUAGCUCCAUGUAACUGAAAUUUCUCAAUUUCGACUCCUGAUAGAGGGACGAACCAAGAUUCAGAAAGGAAACGGAAGAAAGAAUGAAGCGAGCUUCGUCUUUGCCCAUAUUGAAAACUGUUGAAGGAACUCAUCACGUAGAUGUCAAUAACAAAGGGAAAGCAAUACUUGAUGAUGAACUCGAUGACGAUGAGAUCAUUGACUCCGAGAAAAUUAGCGAACCUGUCAUAUGCAAAACAAUACAAAAAUGGGAACCCACUUCACGAGGGGAAGAGUUUUCUUGGGAAAAACAGGGUAUAUGGAGGCGAGAGCAGAUAAACAGAGCAGCUAGAUUAGAGAAACAGCUAAAAGCAAGAUGGGCCGUCGACGGGCUAAUUGAGGAAGAACUUAAUCGUUUUCGGGCCCAAUACAACACAGCCAUGGUCCCUACUAAGCUCAAAGAUAUGGCCCAAUUAAUCAUGCCUAAAUGGACUCCUUCACCAGAACUAGCCACAUUGACUUGGUUAGGCGAUUGGCGGCCCUCCACAAUAUUGGAUCUUCUUUGUCACUUGGCUCACUCUUCUGCUUUAGAAUCAGUUGCCAUUGAGGUGGCGUUACCGCAAUUGAUCAACGAGUUUCGAAUUGAAGAGGCAGUGAUUGAUGAGGAAAUGGCUGAAAUCCAGGCUAAUUGUAUCUUCCAUUUACCAUUUGGCCCAAAGAAAGCCCAAAAUAGAGAGCAAGCAAUGGCUUGCAUUCAAUCUGAGUUUAAGAAGAUCCACAGGGUUAUUACUAAGGCCCAAAACCUGAGGCUAAAGGCAAUGGAAAUGGUGGUGAAGAAAGUGUUAAGCAGAACAGAUGCAGCAGAAUUCUUGGUUGCAUUUGCUGGAAUUCAAGACUUAGUUCACCAAUGGGCUACCCAACAGAAAAUGCGCAAAGAUCCAGUUUGUAUACGUACUAAAGCCCUGAAAUCUGGUGGCUCAGAGACGCAAUAAGACGGCCCAUGAUCCAACUUAGAGCAGUUCUAACUCAGUAAAGUAGGCCCAUUUGAGUAAAGGCUAAUCAUAUGAUGAUUGAUGCUUUUCCAAAUUACAAUUAGUACUCGGUAGCACUUUUAGGGGUUGUAUGCGUUUAGGAUUUUUAUUGUAUCUUUUGGAAUGAUGCCUUAACUUUAGCAUUAGCUUUUUAUGGGCAGAAGCUUUUGAACUGUACUCUUAAACAAUCUAGUGUAAUUGCGUAUAUACUUCUAGUA
This is a messenger RNA of Nicotiana attenuata, 1284 nucleotides long. RefSeq lists its product as uncharacterized. The transcript has 3 exons. The coding region runs from base 140 to 1027 and encodes 295 amino acids. The record is from RefSeq and is a predicted model, not a curated record. Gene Ontology annotation, molecular function: sequence-specific DNA binding. Gene Ontology annotation, biological process: DNA-templated transcription. Lineage: Eukaryota; Viridiplantae; Streptophyta; Magnoliopsida; Solanales; Solanaceae.